Messenger RNA from Octodon degus (degu), 722 nucleotides. It is a transcript of the gene Cldn14, whose product is annotated as claudin 14. Bases 3 to 722 code for a protein of 239 amino acids. The transcript has a single exon. Gene Ontology annotation, molecular function: structural molecule activity. Gene Ontology annotation, cellular component: plasma membrane; bicellular tight junction. NCBI's taxonomy places the organism in Eukaryota, Metazoa, Chordata, Mammalia, Rodentia, Octodontidae. The record is from RefSeq and is a predicted model, not a curated record. Gene Ontology annotation, biological process: bicellular tight junction assembly; cell adhesion.
CCAUGGCCAGCACGGCCGUCCAGCUCCUGGGCUUCCUGCUCAGCUUCCUGGGCAUGGUGGGCACCCUGAUCACGACGCUGCUGCCGCACUGGCGCAGGACAGCGCACGUGGGCACCAACAUCCUCACGGCCGUGUCCUACCUGAAGGGCCUCUGGAUGGAAUGCGUGUGGCACAGCACAGGCAUCUACCAGUGCCAGAUCUACCGCUCGCUGCUGGCGCUGCCCCGCGACCUGCAGGCAGCCCGCGCACUCAUGGUCAUCUCCUGCCUGCUGUCCGGCCUGGCCUGCGCCUCCGCCGUCGUGGGCAUGAAGUGCACCCGCUGCGCCAAGGGCACACCAGCUAAGACCACGUUCGCCGUGCUUGGGGGCGCACUCUUCCUGCUGGCCGGGCUCCUCUGCAUGGUGGCCGUCUCCUGGGUCACCAACGAUGUGGUAGUGAACUUCUACAACCCGCUGCUGCCCAGCGGCAUGAAGUUCGAGAUCGGCCAGGCCCUGUACCUUGGCUUCAUCUCCUCAUCGCUGUUGCUCAUUGGGGGCACACUCCUAUGCCUGUCCUGCCAGGAUGAAGCCCCCUACAGACCCUACCCGGCCCAGCCCAGGGCAGCCACCACCACUGCGGCCUCUGCGCCUGCUUACCGGCCGCCCACUGCCUACAAGGACAACCGGGCCCCCUCAGUGACCUCGGCUUCCCACAGUGGGUACAGGUUGAACGACUAUGUGUGA